AUGGCUUCUAGUGCCAGGAAAGACUCCCCGGAACUCCCUGACUUCUCUAUGCUUAAGAGACUGGCAAGGGACCAGCUCAUCUACCUUCUCGAACAGCUUCCAGGAAAAAAGGACCUUUUUAUUGAAGCAGACUUGAUGAGCCCUUUGGAUCGUAUUGCCAAUGUUUCCAUUCUAAAGCAACAUGAUGUAGACAAAUUAUACAAAGUAGAAUAUAAACCCAUAAUCAGCACAUCAGAUCAGGUUUGUUUUCUGGUCCGACCAAGAAUAAAAACUGUGAAGUGGAUAUGUGAUGUGGCCAAUGCAGACAAAUCAUCCGGGAAAUUUAGAAGAUACAAAAUUAUAUUUACCCCUCAGAAGUUUUAUGCAUGUGAAACAGUGCUUGAGGAGCAGGGGGUCUUUGGAGAUGUGACAAUGGAUGAAUGGUCCUUUUACCUACUUCCUUUGGAUGAUGACAUCAUCAGUCUUGAACUCCCAGAGUUUUUUGGGGACAGCUAUGUGGCUGGAGACCUGAGAUGGGUGAGGACAGUUGGCAGCGCGCUACAUCUUCUUCACUCCAUUUACGGACCAUUUUCGAAGGUUUACGGUAUUGGAAGAUGCUCAAAGAUGGCAUAUGAAUCUUGGAGAGAACAAGCAGAAGAGGGAGACCAAAAGGCUCGGAACUCUGAAAUCGGAAAUGUUUUCUUAAUCGACAGGGAUGUGGACUUUAUCACCCCUAUGUGCUCACAAGUGGUUUAUGAAGGACUUGUGGAUGAUAUUUUUAAAAUCAAAUGUGGAUGUGCUGAAUUUGGGCCUGAUGUUUCCUCUUCAGACAAAAGCAUCAAAGUCAUGCUGAACUCUCAAGAUAAGGUCUUCAAUGAAAUCAGAAAUGAACAUUUCUCUAACGUCUUCAGCUUCCUUAGUCAGAAAGCCAGGAAUCUCCAGACUGCGUAUGAUAAGCGUCAAGGGAUGGACAUAAAGCAGAUGAAAACGUUUGUGUCAGAAGAACUUAAGGGGUUAAAACAAGAACAUCGUCUCUUGAGCCUCCACAUCAGUGCAAGUGAAUCAAUGAUGAAGAAGAAAACCAAACAGGAUUUCCAGGAGCUAUUGAAGACAGAGCAUUCUUUACUGGAAGGUUUUGAUAUCCGUGAUUGUAUAUCUUUCAUUGAGGAACAUAUCAACAUGCAGGUGUCCAUGAUAGAAAGUCUUCGACUGCUUUGUCUUCUGUCCUUAACGGAAAAUGGUCUGCUGCCAAAAGACUACCGGUCUUUAAAAACACAGUAUUUACAGAGCUAUGGGGUGGAUCACUUGCUCACAUUUGCCAACCUCAAGCAGUCUGGGCUGCUUGUGGAGCAACAGCAGGGUGAAACUCUGACAGUAAUGGAGAGCAAAGUGGGUAAACUGGUCAAUGAUAAGACGGCAGGGAAGCUGACCGAUGCAUUUUCGUCUUUGGCAAGGAAAAGCAAUUUCAGGGCCCUAAGCAGAAAACUCAAUCUGGUGCCCAAGUCAGAUGACGAAUAUGACCUGCGUGUCCCAAAGGACAUGGCUUAUGUUUUCAGUGGUGCUUAUGUUCCACUGAGUUGCAAACUCAUUGAGCAGGUGUUAGAGCGAGAUGGUUGGACUGGGCUUGAAGAAGUUACCAAAUUACUAAAUGGAAAUGAGUUUGCUGUCACAGGCAAAAAUGGAGCAAAAAAUGAGGCUCAACGUAUUGUCAUCGUCAUGUUCCUUGGAGGAUGCACCUACUCUGAGAUUUCAGCUUUACGUUUUCUUGGUAGAGAAAGAGGAUAUAAAUUUAUUGUGGUAACCACUGCUAUAACAAGCAGUGCAAGACUGUUGGAAGCUUUGCUGGGUAACCAUGUAUGA
This is a messenger RNA of Nerophis lumbriciformis (worm pipefish), 1839 nucleotides long. NCBI's taxonomy places the organism in Eukaryota, Metazoa, Chordata, Actinopteri, Syngnathiformes, Syngnathidae. The record is from RefSeq and is a predicted model, not a curated record.